AAAAUUCAAAACUUUUUUCUCAGUUUCGCGUGAAUUGAAUGAAGACAUGAUUUGUUGCUUAAGAAGAGGUCUUCAGUCAUCUAAACGACACCUGAUUUCCAUCGAUAGGUGCCUGAAGUCGGCCACCAAUCGGACACCAAAUGUCUCAAGAAGUUUGUCCACAAUUGACACCAAUAGUAGUGACACAACUUAUGAGAUAAUAGAGCCGUACAAGUGGUUAAAUCGCAAGAGGAUAAUACACGAAGACAUCUUAAAACCGGAUUACGCGGACACAGGAGUCGUGUCCCAGCGAUACGAUCGGAUCAAAACCAGGGAUCAGUUGGUGGCGAUCGCCAAGUCGUGUAAAAUCGCCAAAACUAUACUCACGGAAGUCGGCAAUAGAUUGGCUGUCGGUGUCACCGGCGAAGACAUCGAUGACAUGGUGUUUGAUCUGUGUCAGACCUACCGGUGCUAUCCAUCACCGUUGAACUACAGAGGGUUUCCCAAAUGUGUGACCACUUCUGUCAAUAACGUCGCCGUUCACGGCAUACCCGAUACCAGAGCUCUAGUCGCCGGUGAUAUCAUUACAGUGGAUGUCAGCAUCUACUUCGAGGGUUUUCACGGCGACUGCGCCCAUACUUAUAUCAUCGGCGAGUGCAGCGAUGAGAGGACUCAACACCUGCUAAAUGUGUCCCAACUCUGUCUCCUGGAAGCGAUCCACGUCUGCAGAGAUGGCCAGAAGUUGUCGGAAAUCGGGGCCACCAUCGAGAGGACAGCCAAAGAGUACGGCUUUAAUGUGAUCCGCGAGUUCUGCGGCCACGGAAUCGGCAGUAAUCUUCACGAACCGCCGCAAGUACUGCAUUACAGACACGAUUCCGAUGAGACAAUCAAAGAGAAUAUGUGUAUAACGAUAGAGCCGGUGAUUACGGAGGGAUCAGCCGAUGUUGUCAUCGAUGGUAGCGAUGGUUGGACCGUCUCUACAGAGGAUAACAGUCGUACGGCUCAGUUCGAGCACACCCUCUGUAUCACCAAAGAUGGUGCGAUUAUUUUGACUGAAAUUGAUUGACAAACUAAUUGUCACAACUUUUGUUAAGAUG
Messenger RNA from Oppiella nova, 1076 nucleotides. Lineage: Eukaryota; Metazoa; Arthropoda; Arachnida; Sarcoptiformes; Oppiidae. The record is from the annotation of a GenBank genome assembly.